AUGGCCAAAAGGAGGCCCUUCGAGCGGCUACCCACGGAUGUGUACCCUGUCAACUACGGGCUCUGUCUGCAGCCCGAUCUGGUCAACUUCACGUUCAGCGGCAAGCUCCAAGCGAUGGUGGAGGUGACACAAGCCACCAAUCAGAUUGUGAUGAACUGUGCCGAUAUCGACAUCAUUACAGCCUCCUUUGUGCCUCAGGGAGGAGAUGAAAUUGACGCCACAGGAUUCAACUAUCAAAAUGAGGAUGAGAAAGUGACUUUGUCCUUUCCAAGUGCUCUAAAAAAAGGUUCUGGUGUGUUGAAGAUCAAGUUUGCAGGGGAGCUGAAUGACAAAAUGAAAGGUUUCUACAGAAGUAAAUACACCAACACCGCAGGAGAGACGUGCUACGCCGCCGUCACACAAUUUGAAGCCACAGAUGCCCGCAGAGCGUUUCCCUGUUGGGACGAGCCUGCAAUCAAAGCUACUUUUGAUAUCACGCUGAUCGUCCCCAAGGAUUGCGUCGCCUUGUCAAACAUGAACGUUGUCGAGCGCCAGCCCUACCCGAGCGAAGACGAGCUCGUGGAAAUCAAAUUUGGCACCACACCCAUCAUGUCCACGUACCUGGUGGCUUUUGUCAUCGGCGAGUUCGACUUUGUGGAGAGCCAGUCGUCUGACGGUGUGCUAGUACGAGUCUAUACGCCGGUGGGGAAGGCGGAGCAAGGUCGCUUUGCACUGGAGGUAGCAACAAAGACGUUACCUUUCUACAAAGACUACUUCAAUGUUCCUUAUCCUUUGCCUAAGAUUGAUUUGAUUGCUAUUGCUGACUUUGCAGCUGGUGCCAUGGAAAACUGGGGCCUUGUGACCUACAGGGAGACAGCCCUGCUUAUUGACCCAAAGAACUCAUGCGCAUCUUCCAGGCAGUGGGUGGCGCUGGUGGUGGGUCAUGAACUCGCCCACCAGUGGUUCGGUAACUUGGUCACUAUGGAAUGGUGGACACACUUGUGGCUCAAUGAGGGCUUUGCCUCGUGGAUCGAGUAUUUGUGCGUUGACUACUGCUUCCCAGAGUACGACAUCUGGACGCAGUUUGUGUCCGCUGACUACACACGUGCCCUGGACUUAGAUGCUCUGGACAGUAGCCAUCCGAUCGAGGUGAAAGUUGGCCAUCCAUCUGAAGUGGACGAAAUCUUUGACGCCAUCUCCUACAGCAAAGGGGCAUCAGUCAUACGAAUGUUGCACAACUACAUUGGAGAUGAGGACUUCAGGAAAGGAAUGAACGCCUAUUUGUUGAAGUUCCAGCACAAAAAUGCCUCAACAGAGGACCUAUGGCACUGUCUGGAGCAGGCCAGCGGGAAACCUAUCGCCACUGUGAUGGGUUCGUGGACCAAACAAAUGGGAUUCCCCAUUAUUGUAGUGGAACAGGAACAGCACGGCGAUGACCGGAUCCUCAAGAUCUCUCAGAAGAAGUUCUGCGCUAGCGGACCACAUAAUGGCGAGGAUUGUCCAUACUGGAUGGUACCUAUAAGCAUCUGUACCAGCAAGGAUCCCACCUGCAGUAAACUCCAGGUUUUACUGGACAAACCAGAGACCACUGUCACCGUGCAAGGCGUCACCCCCGACCAGUGGGUCAAGAUCAAUCCUGGCACGGUGGGCUUCUACCGCAUCCAGUAUAGCUCACCCAUGCUACAGAGCCUGCUACCCGGUAUCCGAGACCUCAGCUUGCAGCCAGUGGACCGCCUCAGUCUUCAGAACGACCUCUUUUCCCUGUCCCGUGCAGGCAUGAUCAGCACAGUGGAAGUGCUGCGUCUGAUGGAGGCUUUUGUCAACGAGCCCAACUACACAGUGUGGAGCGACCUCAGCAGCAACCUGGGCGUGCUGUCCUCGCUGUUGUCCCACACCGAAUUUCACGAGGAAAUCCAGGAGUUCAUCAGAGACCUUUUCACGCCCAUUGGCCUCCGCCUGGGCUGGGACUGCAAGCCCGGAGAAGGCCACUUAGAUGCCCUGCUAAGAGGUUUGGUACUUGGCAAGUUGGGUAAGGCGGGACACAAGCCCACCCUGGAAGAAGCCCGACGGCGAUUUAAGGAUCACGUGGAUGGCAAAAACAUUCUCCCUGCGGACCUCAGGAGCCCGGUUUAUUUAACGGUGCUGAAGCAUGGCGACAGCAGCACAUUAGAUACCAUGCUCAGGCUUCACAAGCAAGCGGACAUGCAAGAAGAGAAGAAUCGCAUUGAGCGAGUACUUGGCGCCAUCUCUGCACCAGACCUCAUCCAGAGAGUGCUCACCUUUGCCCUCUCGGAAGAGGUUCGUCCUCAGGACACGGUGUCCGUGAUCGGGGGCGUGGCCGGCAGCAGCAAACACGGCCGCAAAGCUGCCUGGAAGUUUGUAAAAGACAACUGGGAGGAGCUUCACAAUCACUAUCAAGGCGGAUUCCUACUGUCACGGCUCAUCAAGUUGACAGUGGACGGAUUCGCCAUCGACAAAAUGGCUUCAGAAGUCAAGAGUUUCUUUGAGAGCCACCCGACGCCGGCAGUGGAGCGCACGGUGAUGCAGUGCUGCGAGAACAUACUGCUCAACGCGGCCUGGCUGAAGCGAGACGCUGACGACAUCCACCAAUAUCUAAUGCAGCGCAAGGCGCCCCCCUUUUGA
Messenger RNA from Nerophis lumbriciformis (worm pipefish), 2622 nucleotides. The record is from RefSeq and is a predicted model, not a curated record. Lineage: Eukaryota; Metazoa; Chordata; Actinopteri; Syngnathiformes; Syngnathidae.